AUGGCAACCGAUCAAGAGCUGAUUACUCUCGCGCCAAACGAUUGGGCACACUUGCGGGAUCUCUAUCAGCGCGACUGGCCGCAGUACGAGGUGGCCUAUGAAACUGUGCAAAAUUACAUCGAUUGGGCUCAUCAGCUGAAUCACCCACCGGAAGUGACGUUCUACACCCUGCCGGAAAGCUGGCGCAAAGAUGGCACCGUUAUCAUUGUGAGUGGUACAUAUAUAUUCAUCUAUACUCUGGAUGAAACCCUCGACACGCUCCGCCGGACACUGUUGGCGUUCAAAUGGAACCAGUCGUAUUUGGUCGCCAUGACGUACUACCGAGCGUUGGUGUUGGAAGUGUAUAACACCUUGCGCUUGCAAAAGGUGCUCGACAUCCCGAACAUGUUCUACUACUUAAACCGUAAGAAAGCGGCCCAGUUUACCGUGGAGCUACCGGACGGAUUUACCACUGGAAGAAUAUUUCCUGAGCACGCCACACUUAUCAACGAUCGGUGGCGGUUUAAAUCUUCCAAUUCCGAGGCUACAAUUAAACGUCUUCUGCAACUUAACUACUCGAUGGGCUUGUACGACCCGCAAGGGCAGCUAGUGGGGUGGUGCUUACGGGGUGAAAACGGAGCAGUUCAGAUGUUGGAUGUAGAGACAAAACGCAAGGGAUAUGGCACGAUUGUACUCAAAGCGUUUGCAAAAUACUUGGCAGCGAAAAAACUAAAUACCUUUGCCUGUGUCGUUAGCCUUAACGAACCGUCGAAGGCGUUGUUCUUGAAGCUGGGCUUUGCAGAAAUAUGCGAAGUGGGCUAUUUGAUGAACGCUGUAGGAUCAACGUGA
Messenger RNA from Anopheles coustani, 828 nucleotides. RefSeq lists its product as uncharacterized. The transcript is spliced from 2 exons. The record is from RefSeq and is a predicted model, not a curated record. Gene Ontology annotation, molecular function: acyltransferase activity, transferring groups other than amino-acyl groups. Lineage: Eukaryota; Metazoa; Arthropoda; Insecta; Diptera; Culicidae. The coding region runs from base 1 to 828 and encodes 275 amino acids.